Molecule: messenger RNA, 2395 nt
Organism: Moneuplotes crassus
Lineage: Eukaryota; Ciliophora; Spirotrichea; Euplotida; Euplotidae
Source: the annotation of a GenBank genome assembly
AUGAAUAAUUUGAACUCUGUAAAGUACAAUAAGGAAAAUUUGGUAGAGCGAAAGCCAAAUUUUCCAAGCUUGAAAGCCUGAAAAGGAAACAAAAAGACAUUUGAACGGGAAAAUUUGGAUUUUGUGAAAGAUAUUCCAGAGAAUUUGAGGCCUAAGAGAGAGGUGGAAGAGAUAAGAAAGAGAAAUGUGGAUUAUAGAAGGAGGAAUAAGGCAUUUGGGACAAAGAAUAUGAGUUUUUGAGGGCAAGAAAGCCAAAAGUUGACAAAAUACAGCUUUGGAUGAGCUAAAUUCUCGGUGCCUAGUAGUUUCCAGAAAAAUUCAAAAUUUUCUAAAACGAAGUUAAUUUCAAAGAAAUAGUGUCAAUUCUUCGGUGAAAAUGAGAGAAUUCAUGACUAAUCAUAAAUUUCAGUUGGAGAAAUCAAGAGAAAAAACAGGAAAGCUGUUGAAUAAAAAGGAAUUAUCAACCAAUACUAUUACAAUCAUGCAUGAUAAAGAGAAAAGCUUCAAAGAAUCUACCAUCGAUCAUAACCUAAAUUACUCCGAUUCAAAUUCAGGGAAUUUUGAGCGAAUUUACAAGACAUAUCGCAAUAACUUGGACAUCACUAACCAGAAAUGCUCUCAGAAAUAUCUAAAAUCCAAUUGAAAAAUACAGAAGAUAUUAUCAGGUUAUUUGAAUUCUUCAAAAUCACAAAACAUUAGUUGAAGUACUUCUCAAGCAUCUUUGAGCCAAAACCUAAGGUCAUUUCACUCACGUAAUAAUGACUCAUGAAGGGCACAUCUACGUCCGAAAUCUAGCUUUGUCGGACAUCCCAAACUGUGGCAACCUAAUCUGCCACAAAGAAUAGGCCAGGGAUCAGGAAGUGUUGACGAAAGUGAUUUGAGAGAUACUCACCAUAAAAAGCUCAACGCAGCCAGUAUCAAUCUUGAUAGACAGGAUAUACAUGACAUGUAUGGAAUUAGAGCUCGAAGCUGAAUAGAUCAAAGAAACGAAGAUUCUCGUACUGAUGAGCUUCUAAGGAAAUUAUCUCCCCAGCAGAGACAAGAGAUAUUCAGGAUCAGAGAAGAAGGAAAGCACCGAUGCAAACAAAUUUUACACCAAAUUGGAGAAAUUUAAAUCCAAAACUAGCGAGAAAGCACUAGAGACUAGUUCAAGGAGAAGUCAAAGCCAGAGCGAAGAGUAUAUGAAAUCAAUAGCUGGGAAUUACCAAGAGAUCCUUAAAAGUCUCAGCAAUAAUGAAGUUUCAGCGAAGUUAGAAGGUUAUGAAGCUCGAAUGAAGACAUUUCAGACAGAAAUCCAGAAUAUUCAGGCUGAUAUAUCUCAACAAAGUUUACUCCUAAACAAAAAAAUGAGUCAAAAUUAUGCUUUGAAUUCUUCAAGCCAAAAAUGGCCUACCAGUGUUAAUGAAUCGGAUGUGGUGUAUCGGAAGAGGGUUUUGGAUAAUUCAGAAAAUUUUAAUGCAAAAGAGUCCAUAAUCAUUCAGAAUAGCUCUUUAAGUAAAUAUAACAGCUGAGGUACACUGGAACCAAGAUUUUCAGAAGAGAAAAUGAAUAAUGGAAAGACAAAACUUCAUCGCAAGAAUGCAUCUAGAAGUAGUAUAUGUGCUAUCAGUACUUUAAAAGAUGUUCAACCUUCUCCAGUACGGCAAGAAGAUUUUAUAAAUAAUUCAGGAAAGAAGGUGCAAACUGAUUUGAGGUCUUCUUACAUUUCAAAUAAAAGCAACCCUUACAGUAAAAAGCUGGUAGAUCAAAGUCAAGUUUUAUGAGAUGAGGAAAUAAAGAUCUAUGAAAUGGAAAUAGAACUUCUCGUAAAGAAACUCAAAUAUUACCAAACACAACUUCAACACCUAGGAGAUGAAGUUACUUCUGAUUGGGAACUUAUGAUCCAAACAAUUCAGAGGCAACUUGAAGAGAAAGAGAAUGAACUAAUCCAAAAGAAGAACAUAAAGCAUACUUCUCAAGCUCAACAUCACCCAAAAACCUGCUUUAAUUACCAAUUUAACUCCUCUCAAAGACUAAGUAUCACUAAAACGACUAAAAACAGACCUAACCACCAACCCAUCAACCUCCACAUCCUCCCCAAAGCCCACACCCCCCAUCUUUCUCCCCUAAACGAAUCAGCCACAAGCCUCACUUCAAUCCCAAACGAGCACACACCCCACCCCCAAGCCCACGUUCAACUAUCAACCCUUCUCACCACCCACCAAAUCCAUUCAAAGCCAACUGUAAAUUUCAGAGGAAGUCCCGUUCAAGAUCCUCCUACUUCCUCCCAAGAAGGGGGCUCUCCCAGCCAAAGUUUGUACGUAGAGAGGAAGAAGAGGUACGAGGGGCUUAAGGAAAGCAAGCGGUUUUAUGAAAAGAACUGAUUUAAUAGGGAUAAGUAGAGAUCGAGGGUCAA